Anisakis simplex (herring worm) is the source of this 486-nucleotide messenger RNA. NCBI's taxonomy places the organism in Eukaryota, Metazoa, Nematoda, Chromadorea, Rhabditida, Anisakidae. The record is from the annotation of a GenBank genome assembly.
AUGUUCGAAUUCCAGGAAAGCAGCGAGUCUUCACAUACAAAUAGCAGAUUUGAAAAUUUGAGAAAGUACCAAGAUUUGAAUUAUGGAGUUGAGAACUUCAAUCCACGACCGUUCGAUUUGUCCACAAUGACACUCGAGAAAGACAUGACCGCAGCAGCCGAGAAAAUGGCCGAGCACUCACAUAACGUUUGGGCCAAAAAGGUAUUCAAUGAUUUGGCAACAAAAGGCGGCAAUAUGCCUAUUCCGCUGGUACCAUGGGAUUUGCUGACAGAUUUUGAACGACGUAAAGAUCGUUUUCGAGCUGCGGAAAUCCUGAAAUUCCUUCAAUAUCACGGCUAUCGCGUUUGCUGAUCAGCGGCAUCGCCACCAAAUCUUACCUAUGGACAUCUCCGUGUGCCGAUCGAAACAUUGGAAACCGACUUCCAUAGGUUAACCGUAUCUGAUAUCAAAAACUCGGUAUCCGAACCUAGAAAUGAGUCAUUCACU